Messenger RNA from Ambispora leptoticha, 2001 nucleotides. Lineage: Eukaryota; Fungi; Glomeromycota; Glomeromycetes; Archaeosporales; Ambisporaceae. The record is from the annotation of a GenBank genome assembly.
AUGGGCGCCAUCUGUUGUAAAGAUGGCACGUAUGAAAAUGAAAGACUAACCCGUCCUAAUGAAAUGGCAACAAGCCCAACGCUUAAUUCUAGCAAUUACAUUGCCAAUCAUGAGUUAGCCCCGAGAAACAGAGAGACGCUUAAUUCUAGCGACUACGUUACCAAUCAUGAGUUAAAAAUUCAAAUGCCAAUAAAUAAAGAAACGCUUAAUUCUAGCAAUUACGUUACCAAUCAUGAGGUAAAAACCUUAACUCCAAAAGAUAGAGAAACGCUGACCAGAGAAAAUUACGUGAUACACUCAAUGAGUGGUUUUAAUACUCCACAACAAGUAUUAGCUGAGAGAAAGAAAACUCAAUUGGUCGUUGGAAUAGGUGGAUUCGCAUUUUGUCCUCGACCCCUAAAUAAUGGACUAAUAAAUAUUGAUAAUAUUGAGACUAAUACUGAAUGGCCUGGAGGUUGGGGAAAAUUCAAGACUAAUACUGCGUUGGAAUAUGACAGUAAUUGGAAUGUUAUAAAUUGGGGAUAUCCAGCUUUAUCACAAAAACCAAAUUUGAAAGCAAAAGGUGGCAGUCAAAUAUCAGACAAUAAACCAGUGGAAUUGUUCAAAUUACAUUUAGGUGAUAUCCCAGCUGAUGAGAAGCCUCUGUUACCAAUCGGAUUAAAUUAUCAGAAAGCAAUCACGGAUUAUCUGCGCGAAAUAGGAAAAACGAUCAAAGUAAGAUUGGAACGAAACUGGCCGAAUCUCGAUUUCCAUAACGAUAUUGGAAUAGUAGUGACUAUACCCGCAGAAUUUAUUGAAAACACAAAAGCUAUUAUGCGAAAAUGUGCAUUUGAUGCGGGAUUAAUAAAUAAAAAAGAUACAGAAAAUUUGACAUUCACAACAGAACCGGAAGCAGCAGCACUAUAUUGUUUACAUUAUGCUAAUAAUUAUCAAUUAAGAAAUCAUGAGCCAUAUAUGAUUGUUGACUGUGGAGGCGGUACAAUAGAUUUGACAACGCGAAUAUUGUUGCCAGGAAAUCAAAUUAGCGAAGUUACUAUGCGUACAGGGGCUUAUUGUGGGAGUGCAUAUGUUGAUAGGCAAAUUGGAAUGCAAGCAGUUUUAAACCUAAAAGAACAUCAUUAUAAUCAACUUCAAUAUCUGGUUCAAGAUUUCUUUGUACGACAGGUAAAAAUAUUAUUUACGGGUAACCGAAAUGAUUAUAGAACGAAAACAUUGGACAUCGAAGAGUACUGUCCAGCAGCGUUACAAUACGUCGAUUCUCAAAUGCGAACAAAACUGGUAGAAGAGCAAUGGCAAAUUGUUCUCGACUUUGACACAGUAGAAUCAAUGUUCGAGCCAGUUAUUGAUUCGAUUAUCAGUUUAAUUCAGAAACAGAUUGACGCGUCAACAGCUACAUGUAAAUGUCAGGCGAUUUUCUUAUGUGGAGGGUUUGGAGAAUCACCAUAUUUGCUAAAGCGUGUAAAGGAGAAAUUUGAAACAUCAUCGACUAUGGUUUGUGCACCGCAUCAAGCUGUUACUGCUAUUGUUCGUGGCGCUGUUUUAUUUAUGAUAAUUGAUAUAAUAGGCAUUAACGAAAGUUCUGUAAAAACACGAGUACUAAAAUGGACAUACGGCAUAGAAUGCUACAGACAAUGGGACCCAACAAAGGACCCUACAGAGCGUAAAGGAGCAAAUGGUUCUAUUAAAGUAUUCGACAAAUUAGCAACGUGUGGCGAAGAAGCGGAUGUUAAUAAAGAAUACAAAAAACAAUAUUUUACAUCUCGUCCUGAUCAAACGAUUGUCUAUUUUCCUGUAUAUACUUCAAGCAGCGAAAAUGAAUUAUAUUGUGAUGAGUUGAAGCGUUUAGGACAAUUAGAAAUUGAAAUUCCAAAAGAUUCUCGUGGUAAAAAGCUAGAUAUAGAAUUUUCUUUAUUCUUUGGGCAGAUGGACAUUAUAGCAACGGCACGAGUUUUGCAAACAAAUCAAUGGUGUCAUACAAUGCUAAAAUUUGACCAGGAUUAA